CACUGACCGGCCUCUUCCUCCCGGUCCCACAGGCUGGAGGAGGUGCCCUUGGAGGUGCUUCGGCAGCGGGAGUCCAAGUGGCUGGAUAUGCUCAACAACUGGGACAAGUGGAUGGCCAAGAAACACAAGAAGAUCCGGCUGCGGUGCCAGAAGGGGAUCCCUCCCUCGCUGCGGGGCCGUGCCUGGCAGUACCUCUCUGGGAGCAAGGUCAAACUGGAGCAGAACAUGGGCAAGUUUGAUGAACUGGACCUCCUCACAGGAGAUCCCAAGUGGCUGGAUGUGAUCGAGCGGGAUCUCCAUCGGCAGUUCCCCUUCCAUGAGAUGUUUGUCUCACGUGGAGGCCAUGGGCAGCAGGACCUGUUCCGGGUGCUGAAGGCGUACACGCUGUACCGCCCGGAGGAGGGGUACUGCCAGGCCCAGGCGCCCAUCGCCGCCGUCCUGCUCAUGCACAUGCCGGCCGAGCAAGCAUUCUGGUGCCUGGUGCAGAUCUGUGAGAAGUACCUCCCUGGCUACUACAGCGAGAAACUGGAAGCCAUCCAGCUGGAUGGACAGAUCCUCUUCUCACUGCUGCACAAGGUCUCACCUGUGGCCUACAAGCACCUGAGCAAGCAGAAGAUUGACCCCAUCCUGUACAUGACAGAGUGGUUCAUGUGCGCCUUCUCCCGCACGCUGCCCUGGAGCUCCGUGCUGCGCGUCUGGGACAUGUUCUUCUGUGAAGGAGUGAAGAUCAUCUUCCGGGUGGGCCUGGUGCUGCUCAAACACACCCUGGGCUCCUCGGACAAGCUCAAAUCCUGCCAGGGCCAGUAUGAGACCAUGGAGAGGCUGAGGGCCCUCAGCCCCAAAAUCAUGCAGGAGGCCUUCCUGGUGCAGGAGGUCAUCGAGCUGCCGGUGACGGAGCGUCAGAUCGAGCGGGAGCACCUGAUCCAGUUGAAGAAGUGGCGGGAGACGCACGGGGAGCUGCAGUGCAAGUCCCCCCCGCGCCUGCACGGCGCCAAGGCCAUCAGCGAGGCGGAGCCCGCCCCUCGCAAAGCGCUGGAGCCCGUCCCCCCCAUCAUCGUCUCCCCCGGGCCCGCCCCCGUGCCCAAGGCCCGCAAGAGCAAGGAGAAGAGCCGGGAAAAGGGCCCGGCCAGUCCUGCCAACGGCCCCGGGGCCGAGGGCAACGGGGCGCCCGGCACGACCCGGGAGCUGCUGCACCCCCAGGUCUCCCCCCACCACCAGUCCAAGGAGAGCCUGAGCUCCCGGGAGAGCGAGGACACGGAUGUGUCAUUUGGUGACGUCCCCACCGCUGGUGCCCCGGCGUGUGCCGAGCAUCACCCUCACCACCGGUCCUGCCGGGGGUACCGGCCCAGCGGGCUGAGCCGGAGGGUCCGGAUCCGGCCCGGCUUCCCACGCCCAAACCUUCCUGCCGAGGCCGCAGGAACCGGGGGCAGCGGAUCCUUGGCCGUGACCCAAGGAACGAGGGUCGGUGCUGCGGCCACUCAGGACCAGGUCGCAGGCUCACCUCCUUUUGCUGCGGGACGGGACCGCGUCCGGGCUCUCCCGGAGCCAGAGCUGUUCCCCAUGUAUUGUUUUAUUUCGGGGCCUUCGGACAAAUAUUCCUCAAUCCCGAGGGGAGGGCGGGAAGUGCUGAACAAUGGUGCUGCGAGCCCGCGGCCCCGCAGUGCCCUGUGA
Molecule: messenger RNA, 1671 nt
Organism: Cyanistes caeruleus (blue tit)
Lineage: Eukaryota; Metazoa; Chordata; Aves; Passeriformes; Paridae
Source: RefSeq, a predicted model, not a curated record